AUGUACCAGCGGGCCAUCCUCAAGUCACACCCUACCAUCAAGCAGUCAAUUGACUUUAUGACACCAUGCCUGCUCAACAUCAUUACUUUCCUCCAGACACCCCCUACCAUCCAGCAGUUCAUCAACGACUCCAAUUUAAAUUACAACAGCGAGGGUGAGGAUGAUGAUGGGAAUGAAGGCAAACAAAACAACUAUGAAUUUCCUGAUGACCACUCGGAGGAUCCCUUUGCUAAAGAUGACGAUGACGCAUCAUCUGAAGAUCUUCCGCUAGAGGACUCGUUCAACCAACGUAGCAGGCAGGACACCCCUAGUACUGCCUCCAAAACUCCUGGGAUGCUCAAUGCAACUGACUUUGCUAUGUUUCAACAAAUUACGUCCCAGUUUGCUAUCCACAUAGAAGAUAUUACCCGCGAACCCAAAGCACAUAGACGAGACCUUGCCGUGGUAUGUAUGGUAGCUGAGAUGAUAGGUCAUGUCCGUGAUCUAAAGGCCCUUGUACAAUCUGGUCCUUCUACUGGGAGCCAGAAGACUACAAUGCCUGUCACAAUUGGUCAUGAUGAGUGGAAGGAUAGUGAAAAACUACGAAACAUGAUAAGAACCCGCAUCCAGAAAUACAUCGGUCAAUCAAAGACCGAAUCAUAUAACGGUAAUUUAACUAAAAAAGCUCAGCCAGUCGAGUUCUCACUUGAGAACCGGGUGAUGAACUACCUUCGUAAACAUGCAAACGACGAAUUCAACCUUGCUCACCUCCCUCCGGACUUCUGCAAAGGCGAUGUCAAGUCCAUCCAGCUUACUCUCAAGGUCAUCAAAAAGAUAGCCACCUAUCAACGCAGUGUGUUUCAGGAGAAGAUCCUCACCAACCUAUUGAUGAAGAAUAGGACUCGAUCUGGCGCAGUUCCGAGUCUCAAGGGGCUAAUCAGCAUGAUUGUCCGUAGCCGAAACCCUGACAUCGAUUAUUGCACAGACGAUCAGAUCUAUGCCAAAACUUCAUUAGAGGACAAACGUCGUUAUGUGUUGAUUUAUCUCCGCACCCCCACCAUCGCGAUCGAUGGCCAAAAACAACAUCGGCCAAAGUCGAUGUGGGUUUGGGUUGAUAGACAGUCGGUGGCGUUGUCAAAAUACCCCAAAGAAGGGUGUGCUCGGUUUUAUGAAAUCCUCAUGGAUCUUGAUAAAGAAUUCGACGGGUUGCGCAGUUUAUCCACCAUCGAAGAGCAGACAGGGCGCGAACUCCAACUACCUCGACAUAUGACGUACGCGCUCCCCGAUGUGAAAGAUCAACAACCAGUAGUAACAAGAGACGAUUUAGUAGAAGAAGAAGAAGAAGAUUUAAGGAAGAAGAAGAUUUAG
Melampsora larici-populina 98AG31 is the source of this 1347-nucleotide messenger RNA. RefSeq lists its product as uncharacterized. The record is from RefSeq and is a predicted model, not a curated record. NCBI's taxonomy places the organism in Eukaryota, Fungi, Basidiomycota, Pucciniomycetes, Pucciniales, Melampsoraceae. The transcript is spliced from 9 exons. The coding region runs from base 1 to 1347 and encodes 448 amino acids.